Molecule: messenger RNA, 1864 nt
Organism: Polyodon spathula (Mississippi paddlefish)
Lineage: Eukaryota; Metazoa; Chordata; Actinopteri; Acipenseriformes; Polyodontidae
Product: tumor necrosis factor ligand superfamily member 9
Exons: 3
Coding region: 211-837 (208 amino acids)
Biological process (GO): positive regulation of activated T cell proliferation; positive regulation of cytotoxic T cell differentiation
Cellular component (GO): plasma membrane
Molecular function (GO): tumor necrosis factor receptor superfamily binding
Source: RefSeq, a predicted model, not a curated record
ACAUAUAAACUAGCCUGAAGGAGGCUGCUGUCAGUUUGACACUUCAAAGAGAGACGGGAACACUGCCUCAACGAGACUUCUCUACAAAAAGGAUUUUUUUUUUUCUUUCUGACCAGCCAGAACCAGAGCUGUUAAUUCAUAACAGAUUGCCACCGCCGGCUAAACUACCUGGACUGCGUGGAUUUGAAAAAGAAACAAACAAACAAAAAAAUGACUUCGAUUAACCCAGAAAGCUUGCAGAAACAUCCCGGCAGCAGAGGGCUGGAGAAAUGCCUUUUGGGAUCAGUAAUCGUGCUUUUCAUCGCGGUCGCUGCUGCCUGUGUCUUCUUCUUUAUUGCACUACAAGGGAUGCAACUGGAGACGGAGCGGAAGAAGGACCUUGAUCUUGGGCAGAACUGCGCCCGUCUUCAGGCAAGGACUGUGCUGCUCAGCAACGUGACAAUGGAAUGGAUAAGCGACAAGGGAAUAGGCCAAGUUUUUGUGGGAGAGCACUUCAGCUACGACAAGGACUUGCACAUGUUGAACACCAAAGCACAAGGCGUGUUCUACUUGUACCUGCAGAUGGCAGUCAAGUGCACUGGCCCCUAUUGCAAAACUGAAGGCAGGGUCACCGUCACAGUCUUCAAUUCGGAGGAUGGAGAUGGCAGCGUCGCCCUGGAGUGCGUGAUAGACAUACCCGCAAACGGCACCUUGAAGCCCAUUUCCAAGAACUGUGUCGGUCUGGUGAAUGUGAGGAAAGGCAACAAGAUCUAUGCCCACUUGACCUUCUCGGGGGAAGCCACAACAGACUGGCAGCUGGACAACACUGAUUUCGGGAUCUUCCUGGUGUCAAAGUAGGACGCUGCAGUGAAUAACAUGGUUGGAACAAACCGAGGAACUUUUCAAGAAAUGACAUGGUUUGGGUGCUGAUCAAGGGUGAUUUGCUCUUCCGUGGUCUUCUCACAGUUCCUCUCCAGGUCCUUUUGAGGCUUGGGCGGUACACACCAUUGUGUUUUCCCAGGAGGAUUAUUCUUUAGCGGGGUACCAGGGCAUUAGAUGCAACCCAACAGGGAGCGGGACAAUACGGAUCUCUCCAUACACACUGCUGAAAAGGCAGUGUAGAGAUACCCUCAGUGUUUGGUGCUUUUAUCCGUGAGACAACUGGGGUUUGAAUCUUCAAUGCUAAGUGACUGUAUCAUUUCCAGCACUGUUUGUUAAGCAGUAUAAUUUAUAUGUAUUGGUUUUUUGUGUGUGUGUGUGUACGGAAAGCACUACUUUUCCUGCCAAUAGGAACCCCAAUGUUUUGUUUUCAUGAACCAGAACUGUACAGGUUUCAGUUGAAUUGGCACAAACAGCCCAGUAUUAUGGAUCAGGUCCUUGCAGUCGCAUUGUUGGUUCUUGAAACCCUGUUUAAUGUAAAGCAAGGAGGCACUUUAACUGGAUGCACUAUAUAUAAUGCAUGGUUACCGUUAUUAUUUGUAGCUUGUUUGGGUAGUUUUCAUCCACUCUUAGCAAAUAAUUUCUACUGUAAACAUCUGUUCAUAAGAUUUGACAGGUUUGGGAGGUGCUGGCUUUAAGACAACACACCUGCUCUUACAGACCGCUUCCUGUUUCCUGUCGGUUUUCUCACAGGCCUUGUCCUCAUCUGUAAAGGAAAUGCCAGUGACUUCACUUCCUGUUUACUGACGAAUGACUUCAGCACUGUUUUUUUUUUUCUUUGUCAGCAAUUUGACGUCGAAGUGAAACUGGAUUUUCUGUUUCAGGAAAAAAAAAAAGUACACUGACCGCCACAGAACCAAAACCUUUUUUUUUUUCUUCAUGAAAUUCCAAUAGCUGGUUUUAUAAUUAUUACGGCUAUAAUAAUAAUAAUAAUAAUAAUAAUAAU